Molecule: messenger RNA, 3434 nt
Organism: Nylanderia fulva
Lineage: Eukaryota; Metazoa; Arthropoda; Insecta; Hymenoptera; Formicidae
Product: importin-4
Biological process (GO): protein import into nucleus
Molecular function (GO): small GTPase binding
Source: RefSeq, a predicted model, not a curated record
UCUUUACCAUAAUGUCUGAAGGUCCAUAUCGGCUUGGAUGGCGGCGGUGGACGACAACGAGAUACUCUUCGUCCGCGUGUACUGUCAAGUGAAUUUUUCCAAAAUAGAAAAAUGGAGCAAAUAUUGGUGAAUCUACUCAAGGGUGACAAUGCUACGAUACAAGAGGCAACUGCAGAACUUAAGAAUGCUCUUCAGAAUCCAGAUAAUAUAAUAGUUUUAUGCCAACUUCUAGCGACCUCACCGAAUUCAGAGAUAAGACAGUAUGCAGCUGUUAUACUCAAAAGACGAUGUAGUAAAGGAAAGAACUGGGCAAAAUUAUCUGAACCUGCACAUACCGAAAUUAAGAAAAUGAUUUUAGAGGCUUUAAAGAAUGAAUCAGUAAAGUUGGUUAGAACUAAUAUAGCUCAGUUAAUAGGUGUUAUUGUUAAGCAUGAAUUACCUAAAAAUAGUUGGCCAGAAAUUAUAUAUUAUGUACAGCAAUUAGUCACUAAUGAUAACAUACAAAAUCAAGAGUUAGGUCUUUAUACUUUAUCGAUUAUGACAGAAACUGCGCCAGAUGCCUACAAUACACACGCUAAAUCUUUGAUACUGGUCCUUGCUCAGACAUUGACUCAUCUUCAUGAUUUAGAACAGCCAGUUGCUGUUUACACUUUGAACACUUUGAGACAUCUUAUUCCUAUAGUUAAACAUGAUGAAACUCUGAUACACAUUUAUGUCAAUCUGAUGCCUCGUAUAAUGGUCACAAUUCAGACUCUAACUGAAGCACAUCACGAAGACAUGGCCGUUCAAAGCUUUGAGUUGCUGGAUGAAUUGUGUGAGAAUGUAAUUGCUGUGAUAACGCCUCAUGUCAAAUCUCUUGUCAACAUGUGCCUUGCAAUCGUCGCUAAUAAAUCUGUAGAUUCUCUCGUAAAAGUUAGGGCAAUUAAUUUUAUUGGCUGGCUAGCGAGAAUUAAAAAAAAGGCUCUUGUGAAGCAUAAAUUAGUAGAACCUAUCGUCGAUAUGUUAUUCGUAGUUAUGUUGCUUCGACCGGAUAAUGAUAGUGACGAUGAUUAUAAUAACACAGAAAGCGAUAAUACUCUUUUAACAAGUAGUACUCAAACCUUAGAUUUGCUCUCAUUGCACUUGCCGCCAGAAAAAUUACUUCCACAUUUGUUGCGACAUAUCGAACCUGGAUUUCAAAGCACAGACAUAUACAUGAAAAGAGCGUCGUAUGUAGCGAUAGCUGUAAUAUCGGAAGGUUGCGCCGAGUAUAUUCGUUCAAACUAUCUUGAAUUCUUCCUACGAUGCAUCUGUCAAGGAAUUGCCGAUCCUUCAGCGAUAGUACGAAAUGCCGCGCUUUAUGCCUUAGGACAAUUUUCCGAACACUUGCAACCGGAGAUUUCGCAAUACUCGUCCGAAUUGUUACCCGUAUUAUUCGAUUACCUGAACCAAGUCUGUUUGUAUAUUAAGCAAGAGAAAAAGGAACCGCAUGCGGUUGGACGUAUGUUUUACGCUCUUGAGAUGUUCUGCGAAAAUUUGCACGAGAGCAUCCUGCCGUAUUUACCCAAGCUUAUGGAAAGGUUACUGAAUAUUUUGAACUCUGAUACAUCGCCAAAUGUAAAAGAAUUCACUUUAAGUGCUAUAGGCGCCGCCGCGUGCGCCAGCAAAGAGCAUAUGCAACCAUAUUUUGCGACAAUCAUCAAAAUUAUCGAUGAAUACCUUGUCGCGGAACCGACUGCGGAAAACACGUAUCUUAAAGUUCAAGCAAUUGAUACUCUCGGAGUAAUUGCUAGGUCACUAGGCGAAAAGAAUAUUAUGCCAUUAGCGGCUACCUUCCUCGAUCUUGGAAUAAAAUUGCUAAGAAAAACGGAGGAACCAGACACACGAAAAUCUCUUUACGGACUGUUUGCCGCUAUUAGCACAGUAGUGAAGAAAGAUAUGGCUGUGGUCUUACCCGAACUUAUCGAGUACAUGAUAAUGAGUAUAAGGAGUUCAGACGGAAUUUUGAUGCACUUCAAGGAUGAGGCCAAUGCACUUACAAUUUAUGAUGAUCUCAGCGAAACUGAGAAUGAGGAACAAGAGGAAAACAUUGAUCAUACCGAUAAUGAAGAAGAUGAUGACGAUGUCCAAGGUUACAGUGUUGAAAAUGCUUAUAUGGAAGAAAAAGAAGAAAGCGUUAUAGCCUUGAAGGAAAUCGCCGAAUACACAGAAGAGGCGUUUGCGCCGUAUCUCGAAAGUUGUUUUGAGGAGAUUUAUAAGUUGAUUAAUUAUCCCCAGGAAGACAUACGUAAAGCGAGUAUAGAGGCUUUGUUACAAUUUUGCAUUAAUUUCUCGAAAGUUAAUACCGCCGAUGGUAAGAAAACAUUAUUGAAGGCUCUGUCCAUGUUUAUCCCAAAAUUGUCGGAAUUGAUAAGAUUGGAUGAAGAAAGGACGGUCGCCAUUUGCGGUUUAGAGGCAUAUCAGAAACUUUUAAGAGAAAUCAAAUCAGAUGUUGUCCUUGAUGUGGGUCACAAAGAAGCUAUUGUGAAUUGCGCAAUUGAAGUGUUAACAGGCAAGACAGCAUGUCAAGACGAAGAUGAAGUUGAAGACGCUGAUAUUGAAGCAGAACAAGACGAAUUAUUGGCAGAAUGUGCGGGAACUGUAUUGUCUAAUUUAGGAAAAGUGAUUUCACCAGAAGACUUUUCGCUCUACUUUCAGACUGCGUUGCCUCAUCUUUUAAAAAGACUGAAAAUGGACAAUUCCGAGGCACAGAGAUCUUUCGCUGUUGGUACAAUCGCGGAAUGCUUCCCAGGACUUAAACAUAUGACGGCUGUGUAUGUUGACCAAUUACUUCCAACUCUUCUACAAGUUGGAGCCCAAGAUCCUUGCGGUGAAGUUCGAAGUAAUUGCUUCUUCGGAAUUGGUGAACUAAUUUUUUACGGAAAGGAAACGGUUUAUAUACAUUAUCCUCGAAUUCUAACAUCACUGUCGUGUGCCAUUGCAAAAGAAAUGGAUGCAGCCGCACGUGAUAAUGUUGUCGGAGCGAUUGCACGACUUAUUAUCACAAAUUAUGCAGCUUUACCGCUCGAGCAAGUAUUUCCAGUUUUUGUUCAACAGUUACCUUUGAAAGCAGACUUUCAGGAGCAUAAAGCUGUAUUCAAAAGUAUUCUUAUAUUGUAUCAAGCCGGACUUGCUAUUCUACAGUCUCAUAUCCAUACAUUGUUGAAAGUUGCAAUUGUCAUAUUACACGAAGACAAGGCUAUGGAUGAUGAAGCACGAAAUCUCAUCAUGGAAUUUAUAAAAUCUGCUCAACGAGAUUUUGUAAGUGAUUGGAAUGCAGUUUUCACCGAAUUGCCUCCAGAAGUUGUCGUGAAAAUUCAGUGCAUAUUUUCUUAAUUUAAACGGUUAAUGUUGCAAUUUAAGAUUGUAUUAGUUAAAAUAUCGAAAUUGAAAUAUAAGAUAACAGAUAAAUUCAA